Molecule: messenger RNA, 342 nt
Organism: Geodia barretti
Lineage: Eukaryota; Metazoa; Porifera; Demospongiae; Tetractinellida; Geodiidae
Source: the annotation of a GenBank genome assembly
AUGCCUGCCAAAUCGUUGUGCCGGCAGCAAUCUCCCUCGGCGUUGAGCGGGGAGAUACCGCCGGAGUUGGGCAACCUCACCAGCCUGACAGAAUUGAACCUCUUCAAUAACCAGUUGACCAGCGAAAUACCGCAGGAAUUGGGCAACCUCACCAACCUGCACGUGCUGCGGGUCAGCGAAAAUCAGUUAACCGGGGAGAUACCGGCUGGGUUGGGCAACCUCGCCAACCUGACAGAGCUGGUCCUCAAUGAGAACCAGUUGAGCGGGUGCCUGCCAAGCAAUUUGAUUGGCCGGUUGGAUGAUGAGAUAUCAGACUUGGGCGGUCUCCCGUUCUGCCCGUGA